UACUCAUCUGUUUGUUUGGCCGCUGCUUCCUCUUCAGCUUUUGAAAUCUCUUGUUUUCUUCUCCUAUCCUUUCUGCCCUCAUCUCAUCUCUAUUAAUUAAGCGUUGCACUGUGUUGUAGCCUUGUAGGAAGAUGAGAUAACAAAAUGUUUAGGCUAAGCAAAGACAUUGAUUCUGCAUUUCAAGGUGUUGGAACUAAAGGCGGCCUGGAGGUUUGGUGCAUCCACAAUAAUCAGCUUAUAUCGAUCCCCAAGUCUUCUUUCGGAAGAUUCCACUCUGGAAAUGCUUACCUUCUUCUCAGCACGGCUUUGCGGAAGAUCGGAUCUCCUCAGUAUGACAUUCACUAUUGGCUAGGACAUGAUGCAACUGAGGUGGACUCAGUUUUGGCAUCUGACAAAGCACUAGAGUUAGAUGCAGCACUUGGAUGUUGUACGGUUCAGUACCGUGAAGUUCAAGGUCAAGAGACUGAGAAGUUCCUCUCAUACUUCAAACCUUGUAUCAUACCCGUUGAAGGGAAGUAUUCACCACAAAAUGGUCUGGCCGAAGAGACAUACCCUGUCACCUUACUAAUGUGCAAAGGAGACCAUGCUGUUCGAGUUAAAGAGGUGCCUUUUCUACGGUCAUCACUGAACCAUGACGAUGUGUUUGUUCUCGAUACUGCAUCAAAAGUGUUCCUCUUUGCCGGUUGCAACUCAAGCACUCAGGAGAAGGCUAAAGCCUUGGAGGUUGUGGAAUACAUAAAGGAUAACAAGCAUGCAGGAAGGUGUCAGGUCGCCACUAUCGAGGAUGGAAAGUUUUUAGGUGAUGCAGAUGCUGGUGAGUUCUGGACUUUCUUUGGUGGUUAUGCACCCAUUCCAAAGUGUUCAUCUUCUACAAACCAAGAACAGACUCCAACCACAUGUGCAAAACUGUUAUGGAUAGAUACUCGGGGGAAUCUACAUCCAACUGAAACAAGUUCUUUGAACAAAGAUAUGCUUGAAAAGGACAAAUGCUACAUGCUGGACUGUGACAGCGAAGUAUUCGUUUGGAUGGGAAGAAACACAUCGCUCACUGAAAGGAAGACGUCCAUUUCUUCCUCAGAAGAGUUUCUACGAAAGGAGGGACGCUCGACCAGCACAAGUCUAGUACUUCUAACAGAAGGACUAGAGAAUGCUAGAUUCAGAUCGUUUUUUGAUGAGUGGCCUCAGACAGCAGAGUCUAGCCUUUACAAUGAAGGUCGAGAAAAAGUGGCAGCAAUGUUUAAACGGAAGGGAUAUGAUGUGGAGGAGUUUUCUGAUGAAGAAGAUGAACCUCUUUAUACAAACUGCCGAGACGCUGUAAAGGUGUGGCGUGUAGAUGGUGGUGAUGUCUCGCUUCUCUCCAUUCAUGACCAGGCAAAGCUGUUUAGCGGCGAUUGCUACAUUGUGCAGUAUAAAUAUACUUACAAUGAAAGAAACGAAUAUCUAUUAUAUGUAUGGAUAGGUUGUGAAAGCAUGGAGGAAGAUAGAGCUGAUGCCAUAUCUAAUGCUAGUGCCAUUGUUUCUUCAACCAAGGGUGAAUCUGUAAUGUGUCAUAUACACCAGGGCAACGAACCUGCUCGCUUUUAUUCAAUGUUCCAGUCGCUAGUUGUUUUCAAGGGUGGUUUGAGUAAACGGUACAAAACAACGUUUCUAGUGGAGAAUGCAAACGAAUGUGAAAGCAAGGCUUCUCUUUUCCGUGUUCAAGGGACAAGCUCAAGGAGCAUGCAAGCAAUUCAAGUUGACCUAGCAGCAACCUCCUUGAACUCAUCCUACUGUUACAUUUUAAAAAAUGAAGCUUCUGUCUUCACUUGGAUUGGGAAACUUACCUCAGAGUCUGACCAUGAUGUUCUUGACAGAAUGCUAUAUUUCCUUGAUCCGUCUAGGCAACCCAUGACCACAAGGGAAGGAAGUGAACCAGACACAUUCUGGGAUUUGCUUGGUGGCAAAACAGAGUACCCUAAAGAAAAGGAAACGAGAAAACAAGUAGAAGAACCACGUUUAUUUACAUGUUCUUGUAUUUCAGAUGUACUCAAGGCGAAAGAAGUAUACAAUUUUGUGCAAGACGACUUAACUACUGAAGAUGUAUUACUGCUGGACUGCCAAACUGAAGUGUAUGUCUGGAUUGGACUAAACUCAAACAUAAAGUCGAAGCAACAAGCUCUUACUCUUGGUCUGAAAUUUCUAGAAAUGGACAUACUGGAGGAAGGUUUAUUAACAGUGAGGAGUCCUGUAUAUGUUGUCACAGAAGGCCACGAGCCACCAUUUUUCACCCGUUUCUUUGAUUGGGUUCCUGAAAAGGCAAACAUGCAUGGUAAUUCAUUUGAAAGGAAGCUUGCUAGUCUGAAAGGGAAGGAGUCAGUCACUAAUAGAUCUAGUGGAAGCCCGUGGAGAUCAGACUCAAAGGAGAACGCAUCACGUGGUUCGCGAAGUCGGUCAAAUGGAUCAGAGCGAGGAGUAUCAUCUUGCUCCAGCGAAAAGUUUCCAAGCUAUUCACAAGGCAGAGAAAGCAACAGUGACUCUACUCCACUUGUCAAAAAGCUUUUCUCAGAAUCUCUUUCAGUGGAUACAAACAAUGGAUCGACGAGCUCGAAUUCAGACAUAUCUAAAGAGAAUUCACUGGGAGGAAUCAAAGUCGAUCUUAGUCUAGAGUCACUUGCAUAUUCAUACGAACAGCUUAGAGUUGAUUCUCCGAAGCCAGUGACAGAUAUAGAUGCAACAAGAAGAGAGGCGUACUUAACAGAGAAAGAGUUCGAAGAAAGAUUCGAAAUGACAAAACCAAAGUUCUAUGCACUUCCGAAAUGGAAACAGAACAAUCUCAAAAUGUCCCUCCGUCUUUUCUAAAACAGCCUCACAUUCAGUUAAAGACCCUUGGAGCAAGACAUGUUUUAAUGUAACUAAUGUUUCUGUUUAGUGCAGUGACCUUCCUGAGUUCCUGAUAUAAAGUUGAUGCUUGUUUCUUACAAAACAAAGUAUGACACCCCCUAACUAUUUGAGAGUAUAUGUAUCGAAAGUCCUGAACUUUAUAAAAAAAUUUCAAGAAUAGCAUUAAACUUUUGUAGCUUCAUCUUCAUCUACACAUCAUUUUAUAUUU
This is a messenger RNA of Brassica napus (rape), 3088 nucleotides long. Its product is annotated as villin-1-like. The record is from RefSeq and is a predicted model, not a curated record. Gene Ontology annotation, molecular function: actin filament binding. Lineage: Eukaryota; Viridiplantae; Streptophyta; Magnoliopsida; Brassicales; Brassicaceae. Gene Ontology annotation, biological process: cytoskeleton organization. The transcript is spliced from 23 exons. The coding region runs from base 145 to 2838 and encodes 897 amino acids.